AUGACCCGUAGCCAGUCAGGAGGUUUACUGCCGUUGAAUCCAGAGAUUGACCGCACCUGUCGCCAGCUCAGGAGACAACAGCGAGCUAGACUGGCUACGGAAGAGCGCAUAGACGGCCACCUGAGUAGCGAUUCUGAAGAAGAGUACGGGAUGGACGGAGACUACAAUCAGCACCAGGGGAAUCCGCAGCAGGUUCCCCCGGUGAAUCAGGUCCUGGGGAACAACCCCAUACCCCAGGAUCAUGGAGUUCAUCAUCCACCGCAGCCGGGUCCCACCUUGGAGUACUACUACACUCCACGGAUUGCUGACAUCCGCCCGGUCAUCCUCUACCCGCCUAUCCCAGCAAACAACUUCGAGAUCAAGCCAUGCUUGAUUCAGCUCAUUACAUCUUCCAUCCAGUUCCAUGGCUUGAAGGAUGAGGAGGCCAUGGUACAUCUUUCCCGUUUUCUGCAGCUGACGAACGGGUUCAAGCUGAAUGGUGUCUCGGAUGAUGCAAUCCGCCUUCAUCUCUUCCCCCAUUCUCUGGCGGGGAAUGCUAAGAGGUGGUUGGAGACCCAGCCCCCAUUGUCCAUCACCUCUUGGGACGAUCUGGCUGACAAAUUCGUGCACAGGUACUAUCCGGCAUCGAAGACUACAGAGAUUCAGCGGGAGAUCACUCACUUCCGCCAGGAGCCAGAUGAGUCACUUCGUGAUGCAUGGGAGCGGUACAUCGGAUAUUUCUGGCAGUGUCCCCACCAUGGCUUUAGUGAUGCAUUCACAGUGGGGAAUUUCUACAGUGCUCUCUCUCGAGACAGCCAGAGGGUGAUUGAGUCUCUAUGCCCAGGAGGGGAUGUUCUCACUAAGACUCCACCCGAGCUGAACCAGAUGAUUAAUACAUUGGCUGCCAGAGAUCAUUCCUGGGGGCAGAGCAGCAGAGGCAGACAGUCCAGGGACCGUGGUGUGCACGCCAUGGAGACCAGAUCCGGGCUCGAGCAGCAGGUAGCUGAGCUAGUGCAGACAUUGAAGCAGCCCAACAGUCUUAUUCCGGGCAGAGGUUUGGCUACACCUCCAGUUGCUCAAUGUCAGUGGUGUGAGAGCUCGAAUCACUUAGUGGAAGACUGCCAGGCUAUGAGGGAGUCUACUACUCCCCAAGAGCAGUUGGACUUCAUCCCCAAUGCUCGGCGCCUCGACCCGUACAGCAACACAUAUAAUGAGGGGUGGCGCCAGCAUCCCAACUUCUCUUGGGGCAGCAACACCGCUAAGCCACCUGGUUUCCCAGCACCAGCUGGUGGCUUUCAGCAGAGGCAGCCCUACCAGGCUCGGCAGGGGCCAGUUCCACAGCAGCAGCCCUACCAGCCUCGACAAGGGCCAGUUCCAAAGCAGCAGCCCUACCAGCCUAGGCAAGGGCAACCCUUCCAGCAGCCCCAGCGCCAGUUUGCCGAGCCAGCAGCAGCUCCAGCUCCAGAUACUCAGAUGACGAAGCUGGAAAAUAUUCUGGCUUCAUUCAUGACGAGCACUCAGGCGACUAUCACGAGGUUGGACCAGAGUGUAGCCUCACUGGAGGCAGGUCAGAGGAACCAGGGUGCCAUUUUGCAGGAUCUGCAGAACCAGGUGGGCAUCUUGGCCCGCCAGAACACCACCAGGGCACCGGGGACUUUGCCUGCCACCACUGUCCCGAACCCUCGGGAUCCUCACCAGCUCCAGCAGCUUGAUGCCAUCACUACCAGGAGUGGCAAGACCACAUCAGCUGCUCCUGCCCAGCCUAGUCGAGAUGAUCCACUACCUGCUUCAACACUUCCAGCUGAUACUGCAGACGUGGGGGAAGACACAACAACGCCUGCUCCCAAGCCAUAG
This is a messenger RNA of Linum trigynum, 1833 nucleotides long. NCBI's taxonomy places the organism in Eukaryota, Viridiplantae, Streptophyta, Magnoliopsida, Malpighiales, Linaceae. The record is from the annotation of a GenBank genome assembly.